AUGCUUCUUCACAAUUAAUCCUCACAUUUCCUUAGCUUCUCUCAUUGGUAGCUUAAAGCAUAAUAGAUAUUUUUAUAUUGAAUAUGGCGACCUUAAACAAAUUAUUUGUUACACUCUCUAUUCUUUCUCUCUUUGCUUGUUCUACCAAUGCACAACUUUUUCCUAACUUCUAUGGAAGAACUUGCCCUAGCCUUCAAACCAUAGUGCGCAGGGAAAUGACCAAAGCUAUCAAUAAUGAAGCUCGGAUUGGUGCUUCUAUACUUCGUUUGUUCUUCCACGAUUGCUUUGUAAAUGGAUGUGAUGGAUCAAUCUUAUUGGAUGACACUUCCACAUUUACCGGUGAGAAAAAUGCUGGACCUAACAAAAAUUCAGCUAGGGGUUUUGAAGUGAUUGAUGCAAUUAAAACUAGUGUUGAAGCUGCUUGCAGUGCCACUGUCUCUUGUGCUGAUAUUCUUGCACUUGCAACUAGAGAUGGAAUUGCUCUGCUUGGAGGUCCUUCAUGGAUAGUACCACUUGGAAGAAGAGAUGCAAGAACAGCAAGUCAAAGUGCAGCAAACACCCAAAUCCCUUCACCAGCUUCUGACCUAUCCACACUCACUAAAAUGUUUCAAAACAAAGGUCUAACAUUAAGAGACCUUACAGUCCUUUCUGGUGCACACACCAUAGGCCAAGCAGAAUGUCAAUUUUUCCGAAAUCGCAUAUACAAUGAAACCAACAUCGACACAAACUUUGCAACCUUAAGAAAAGCAAACUGUCCUCUUUCUGGCGGUGACACAAAUUUGGCUCCUCUUGAUUCUGUCUCUCCUGUUACUUUUGACAACAAUUAUUAUAGGGAUCUAGUUGCUAAUAAAGGACUUCUUAAUUCUGAUCAAGCACUUUUCAAUGGUGUUGGUUCUCCAGUUUCUUUGGUUAGGGCUUAUAGUAUAAAUGGUUUUGCUUUUAGAAGAGACUUUGCUUUUGCUAUGGUGAAGAUGAGCAGAAUUAGUCCUCUCACAGGGACUAAUGGGGAAAUUAGAAAGAAUUGCAGACUUGUGAAUUAAUUGAUCAUGAAUUGGAGGGCAUAUUAGCAAUUGAAUAAAUAUUGUGUUGGAGAAUUUGGAUAAUUGAUUAAGUAGAGGGUCAAAGUCAUAAAGGCUGACUAGAUCUUUAUAUAUUGUUUGUCUUACAUAAAUCAAUGAAUGGAUAAUGCUAGUUUUAUGUUGGAUUAA
Molecule: messenger RNA, 1208 nt
Organism: Medicago truncatula (barrel medic)
Lineage: Eukaryota; Viridiplantae; Streptophyta; Magnoliopsida; Fabales; Fabaceae
Product: peroxidase P7
Exons: 3
Coding region: 84-1040 (318 amino acids)
Biological process (GO): response to oxidative stress; hydrogen peroxide catabolic process
Molecular function (GO): peroxidase activity; heme binding
Source: RefSeq, a predicted model, not a curated record